Messenger RNA from Dovyalis caffra, 258 nucleotides. The record is from the annotation of a GenBank genome assembly. NCBI's taxonomy places the organism in Eukaryota, Viridiplantae, Streptophyta, Magnoliopsida, Malpighiales, Salicaceae.
AUGAGGGAUUAUUGCAGGGUGGCUGUGCAGGAAGGAAGUGGCAGCAGGAUGGGUUGGGACUGCUGGAUAAUUGGAGGUUGCUGGUUGGUGAAGAUUGGACAGGAGUUUGUCCAGGAGGUGACUGCAGUUGGGGGAGGCUGCUGGAAUGGUGGCAGUAGGUUGCAAUGGAGACUGGUAGCAGGGCAUGAAGGACUGCACGUUGCUGUAGAUGUUGGCUGCGGUAGAUGUUUGGUUCAGGAAGGACUGCAAGUGGUCUGA